Messenger RNA from Trypanosoma conorhini, 1287 nucleotides. RefSeq lists its product as uncharacterized. NCBI's taxonomy places the organism in Eukaryota, Euglenozoa, Kinetoplastea, Trypanosomatida, Trypanosomatidae. The coding region runs from base 1 to 1287 and encodes 428 amino acids. The transcript has a single exon. The record is from RefSeq and is a predicted model, not a curated record.
AUGGGCGCGGGCCCCCGCGGAUUCUCCACGGCCACCCGCCCGCUCCGCCAGUCGCGACUGCCCCCGUUUCGCGAACUCUUCGCCGCGCCACCGCCCUCAUCGCCGACGUCUGCCGCCGCCGCGAGGCCGUCCAGCCGCUUCGCGGUCCGCAACGUCCAUGUGGACCCUCCGCUUGGGGCCGUGGCCGAGGGCGCCAGCCCGCUCGGGUGGCUCUCUCACAAUCUGCAGCUGCUGAAGGAGGGCGGGAGCACGCGGGCGGAGCAGCGGGCGAGAAUGCCGGAGGGAAGUCCACAGUGGCCGCGCUACGCGUUUUCCCCUCACUGCUGUGGCUACGUCUACGACCCCUCCAACGAGUCCAAGCUCGCCUUUGUGACCGCGGACAACUACUGCCACUUGUGCCACGAGCCCGUGGAGGUGGCGCUUCGGCACUGCGCCUGGUGGGACCACGUGACGAGGCUGAUCGCCGUUCGCUUGAUUGCGAUUCAUCCCCGCCGCUGGGAUCCUGCCGCAGUUAUACAGGAGGCGGGGGAGAUGCUCCCCGCCGCUGUUAUGGCGGAGCCCCGGCCCCAUCCCUUUCUGCCCCUCGCAGCAAGACUGGACCCCGACGACGCGGCGCUGACGGACAUGCGUUCGUGUUACGUGUUUGAGCGGGAGGCGGUUGUGCGACGCGCCGAGUUGGCGGCCAUACUGCGCGUCUUGUGUGCCGCAAACGACGCGGAUAGCCGCAGCGGUGCGGAGCGGCGUCGCGUCUCGAUUACGCCCGUGCUGCGGGAGUCGCUGGUGCUGUCCCCGUGUGGCAGUCCUGCGUCCACCGUGGGGGAGCGAACCUUCCGGGCGUACGUUAGCCGGCAAAUGAGUGUGGCGCUGCCGCCCAUGGCGCCGGAGCCCACGACGCGGCUACAACAGCGUUGCUGGGGGCGGAAAAACCUGGAGAUUAUGUUUGACCUCCUUGACGUGGCUUCCCUGCAGCGACUCGCCGGGGCGCCUAGUGUGGCGGAGACAAAGAAGGAAAAGGCGACGAUCCUUCGACAGAUCGUCUACGAACUGGCGACGACCCUCUCGGAGGGCGAUGCCGUCUGCGCCGAUGCACCCCGCGCCAAGCGAAAUAGCACGCCCUCAGCCGAUGCGGAGCUGCAGACCCAUUUGCUUGUGGAGAUGGCGCUGCAGCGCCUCGCACAUGAGCUGAUUCAUCUCCACACGAUGCUGCUGAUGGACCAGGCCUACGAGACUUACGCAAAACUGGGAUACCCGAGCGAGGCGGUGUUGGAGAAGAGUGAUUUUUGCUGA